ACUUCUGUCAUUUACGGCAAUCCCUUCUGCUACAAGCGACUCUAGGGGGCGCUCUUCUUGGCUUACGUUUCUACGCAACAGGCCUGCAGCCACCAAUUUUCGCUCCUGCCGAUAACCCAGCAUCUGUUUCACCAAGUUUUCUUACAAGAACUUUGACCUUCCUGUAUCUCCCAUCAUACAAUGCGUGGAUGCUGAUGUACCCAAAAUCCCUGAGCUUUGAUUGGUCGAUGGAGUCCAUACCACUCAUACAAACGAUAACAGAUUUGCGAAAUUUAUGGAGCAUGGACCUGUAUGUGACAUUGGCGAUGCUGGGAUACCUUUGUUUUAAAGAACUAGAUAAUCUCCAUGAAUUGACUUCACAAAGUAAUGGGAGAUUAAAAAAUGUGCCUUGUAAAAAUGACACUGGUGGGUCAGGAAGCUUUAAAUAUCUUGAACACACGUCUUUGUGCAAUGGUUUUACGCAAAAGAGCAACGGGAAAGAGACAAAGUCGUUACGCAAUGGCCAUGCAAAGAAAAGUCCAGUACCAGCCAAAAAAGAGAACAAUAAUUCCUACCAACGCAGCAAUGGUUGCGAUAUUAUUCGGAAGCGGCACUCGCGGCAUUGUUCGUGUAGUCCCGAGCGAUGCGGCCGUCGCUUCUCCAGAAGUAGUAGUUGUAGUAGUAGUGGGUCGGUGAGCUACUCGGAGGAUGACAUCGUUGAGCGCACGCGACUUCUCAACGUCGUCAUUGUCGCUACCUCGUUCCUCAUCUUUCCCUUCCUUCCUGCGACGAACGCUUUCUGCUACGUCGGUUUCGUCAUCGCAGAGCGUAUCCUCUACAUACCGAGCAUUGGCUUCUGCUUGCUGUUGGCAGAGGGCGCCUGUCAGAUCUGGCAGAGGUUUUCCGGCUGGGGACGAAAGGUCCUUAUUGCGUUGGUCGUGGUGCAGUUGUGUCUCUUCAGUGUUAAAACUGUUCUCCGGAACCAGGAAUGGCAGACCGAAGAAGUACUCUAUAAGGCAGGCAUUGAGGUCAAUCCACCAAAAGCUCUAGGAAACUUGGCCAAUAUCUAUAAGACAGCAGGCCGGAUACAAGAGGCUGAAGAGGCUUACCGGAGGGCCCUGACAUAUCGCCGGAACAUGGCAGAUGUACACUAUAACCUAGGUGUGUUACUCCAAGAAAUUGGUAGAUUUGAAGAAGCCAUCGAAUGUUACCAACUUGCCAUUAAAUGUCGCCCUCGUAUGUCAAUGGCCCACCUCAAUCUGGGGAUCGCCUUAACGACAGUAGGACGUAACGUAGAAGCAGAGGCUGUGUACAGACAAGCUGCUACCUUAGACGAUGCUGGGCUUAAGGACCCUCGGGGCCAGAUGCAUGGCAUCGUCUCUUCUCUCUUCAAUCUGGGAAGACUUCUUCAAGAGGCAAAUAGACACGAGGAUGCUUUAAUUGUAUUAGAGGAUGCACUGAAGAGGAGACCCGACUUCUAUCCUCAACAAAGCCUACACAACAUGCUUGGUGAAACACAACACAAACUUGGCAACAUUCUGGAGGCAGAGAGGUAUUUCAAGGCAUCCCUUCGCAGCAAACCAGACCAUGUGCCCGCCCACCUGACCUACGCAAACCUUCUGGGAAAAACGGAUCGAGCUGUAGAAGCGGAACGUCUACUUGAGCGAGCAGUGACACUGGAACCAGAAAAUGCAAAUGUGUUUCGACAUUUUGGACAAUUUUGGCACGAUCAGGGCGAUUACAAGAAAGCCUCUCAAUUCUACCACAAUGCUCUUACUCUUCAACCGAAUGACUUUGAGAUAACCUUCAAUCUUGCCAACUCACUCCGACAAGCCAAAGAUAACGAAGAGGCAGAAGUUUACUACAGGGAGGCUGUCAACUUGAAACCUGAUGUUGCCAAUGGACAUGUAAACCUGGGUGCCAUGCUGCACCUGAAUGGAAAGCUUGAAGAAGCCCAGGCAAGCUACCUGAAGGCACUGUCUUUGAAGCCUGAUGAUCCAACCAGUCUUCAGAACCUCAAGAAACUACGCAACCUCAUGGCCAAGAAGGCGCAAGCCAAUAAGCAACCAGAGUCGUGAUGAAGGCCAGAAUGAAAAAUAUUCUAAGACCAUAUUUCUCUAACUUUAGCCGACCUGAUGGACUCGGUAACAUCGUUGGAAGCCAUACCUUAAAAGACAUGGGAGAGGUACUUGAAGGCACUUUACUUGAAGACAGGUCACCCACCGAGUGUCUAGAAUCCCAAAAAGAUUUGCAAUGAUGAUCCAAUCGAACCUACGCAACCUCACUGUCAAGUUACUGUUGAACAAGCAACAGUUGAAGACAACAGAAAUUUUAGAGAACAUGGAAGAACUAGUUGCCCACAACUUCCAACAGUCUUGGUACACUCAAAAAUUGUUAGAAGACCCUCAAGCAUUAUUAGAAGAUACUCUGCAUGAUGAAGUAGCAAGUGUCAAGAAGCAUCAUGGUGCUUUCCAAGGCCAUGAACAAAGAAUCCUUAGCUGUCAGGCAGCCCCUUAAUCGUGAAAGCAAUGGCCUUUAUGGAAGUCCUAUGUGUCUACAACCUCAGCAAAUUUUCUUGACUUUUAUUGAAGACACUCUGCGUGAAUCAGGAGGAUUCAGAGUAACAGUCACCGGACCCUCAAGAAACCACUUCACCUUGUAGCCAAAAGGCAUCAACUAAAACUACGAAGAAAGCAACGAGAGUAACAUCUGAAGGUUCUAGGUCUCCAGAGAUUCAACAGCUUUGGAUACUCUCUAAAAGAAAUGACUGUCUGAGCUUUGGGAAGUUCAAGGCCCCAUAACAUAUUGCUUAGUGAAUUAUAGUACUGCUGAUAUUCACAAUUGAUCAUACACAAUGAUUAAUGGAAUUGAUCAUAGAAAUCAUCCUCAUGAUCAAAGAUUGCUAAGCUUUAUCAAAUACACUACAAGGGAAGACUGGACAGUCAAUAGAGCGCGCAAUGAAACGCUUGGGAAGAGCUUCCACAGUGUCGAGUAAGUAGACCUUCACCAGCAAUCGCCUAUCGCCAUUUUGGGUUGUGUACAAAACAUAUGAGGGAAGUGGUGGAGGAGUUGGAGGAAUAGAUGAUCUUUACAUUAAUUUUUUUUUCUGAAAUUAGAAAUGAAUAUAUUUUAGAGGUUUCUGAGUAAUAAAAGGAUGAAUUAUUCCCAUGCACCGCCCUUUGCCCUCUCUUAUUUCCCCAUAUGUAUUAUACACAGCCGUGUGGCGAUGUGCGAUGGUUUACCUACUCAACGCUGGGGGGCGCCCUUCCCCUUGAGCGAAAACGAUCGUUUCAAACCUUCGCUGAAGUUUCUGUUCUUCCUCUUGUAGCGUCUUUGGCUUUAUGUUGAAGGGCCCAGGAGACCUACCUGAAGUCAAACUUCUUUUAGUAAAGACUUGAAGUCUGAUGAUGUACCACUGUCCACAACCUUUAGAAACUACGCAAAAUCAUGAAGACCAAGAAGUCACAGAUGAACAAGCAGCAACAGGAUUUAUGAGAGAAUAUGAUAUGAAAGAGUGUGUCUGAAACGUCAAGAGCAUUGAUCAUCCGAUGAAAUCAAGUCAAAGUAUGAGCUGAGGACGCUUGGGCAAGUUACUUGAAGGCACUCUCCUUGAAGUCAGAUGAAUCUGAUAAUGCAGUCACACUAACGAAACUGACCCUAGACCAAUGACAGAUAUCAUGUUAUCCCUAUUGACAUACCAUCGGUCGUUUGGGAAUCAGUUUUUCUUUAUGUGACAUAAGUGUCAUAAUGCCAUUAACAUCAAUAAGCAACAGAAUCUAGUGGCCAAGCCGAAGCAGUAAAAAAAUCAAAUAAAAACAACAGCAUGAAAUCCUGAGGAAUAUUUUGUAGCAUUUAUUGAACAUGAACAGAAUACAAUGUAACAGAAAUUCUCUAAAUAGUGAUAUAAGGCUGAUGUAGAAAGAUGCUUUCAUUUGUAAUCUUCAAUGCUAGACUGAAAAUAACCCUAAUCCUGACUUUCCAAUAAAAUUUUAUACAUUAAUACAAAUCCCCUUGGGCAUUUGCCCUUUAUCUUUUACUCCACAUAUAAGGACAUAUUUGAAUUGAAUUAGACAAAACUAAGUGCAAUAUUUGAUAAUUGAGUUUAACCUGUAUUACUUAUUUAAGAUGUUAACUGAAUGGUAAAUGCCAAAUUCUAAUGAAAUUCAGUUUGCACUCUAAUAAAGAUUGAGUAAAAAUUUACCCAAUAUUGGGUAGAAAGGGAACAAGCAUGUUUGCUGCGUAAUUGUUUCCCACAUAUUGGGUAAAAUGCAAGUUUAAAGGGUAAAUUUCAAUGCAAAGUAUUUGGUAUCAUUUUACCCAGCAAGCAUACAUGUUCCCAUUUUACCCAAUAUUGGGUAAACUGUUUUUAGAGUGUGUAAUUGAGCAAUAUAUAACUUACCCUAUAGAGGGCUGGUAUGAUGUUGUAAUACAUGUAUGAUGUAAAAAAACACUUAUUUUCAUAACAUAAGUAUUGUCAUAUUGUUAGAACAAUAUGUUUUCUUCACAAUAAUCAUGGUGUAUCUUUUCAAUGAUUGAAUUCACCUAAGUUUCCACUUAAUUUGAAUUCUGAAAUGCACUCAAUAUAUUAAACAAGGUAAAUCCUUGUUUCUUUGUGCAUUUAGCUUUAUCAUGGGAUUAUAACCUCAAUUUUGAAAAAUCUUAUUUGCACCAACAAAAUUUCAGUGAUAAUACAAGUAGAUAAAUUUAUUAUAUUGAUUAUAAUAAUUGUAAUAAAAAAAUUUGACCAGCCAGCCCAAAAUCAACAAUGAAUCUCCCCAAUUGAAUUUUGAGAUUUCUGUUGAGCUUAAAAAGCACAUCCAAAGCUUGGAAAUGAUGCGUAACUCUUCAAAAUUGAUCAACAAUAACACUCACAGGCACUUGAUUGAAUGGAGAUCUAAGACAUUCUGUGAGAGGUAAAAAAAAAUAACUGAAGGAGAAAACAAGGUUUGAAGUUUAGGGCUCACUCAAUCCUGAGAUGUGUGUACUGUAAAAUCUUGGUGAAAUCUAUCAAGCAGUCUGUAUCUUUUUUUUAUUCAGCUUUCCUACCUGAAAUUUUUACAUUUUACUGAAAUUUUUACAGAAGAAGAAGAAAUACUCUUUCAGACAAGCAAAUUUUUAAAUUUUGGCCUUAUGAAGACCAAUUUACUAUUUUGGCUAUUUACAGAGUACCUUUCCCGGCAAUUUAUUGUUGGCUGUGGGGAGGCUGGUCACAAAUGAUAGAUGAAUAAUUGUGAAAUAUUAAGAUUUUUUUAUCAAAUGUGAUUUGAAAUGCCAAAAUGCAUUUGCCCGAAACAAUGAUUCUGAAAUCUUUUAAAUUAAGUAAUUAUUUAAAUAAUUACGAUUGUUUAAAUUUGUAUUUCAAUUUAUUUUCUUAUUUCUUCCUUUCAAAAAGUUAUGUAAUAUACAUGUAAUUGCAAAUUUUAUUUUCUCUCUUGUAUUUUACUUCCCUAAAUUGAGACGUUGUGUGUAAUUCAGGGCAAUUCAAUUCAAUUAAACACAGGCUUUAUAUAAGUAUAAAUACCAAUACAUGAUAAAUAGCCAAUUGAUUUAUAUAAAGGUGAAAAGUAUUAAAAACACAGAAAAUGCAUGAGUAAAUACAUUUAUUAUAAAGUUAUAAAAAUCCAUUUAUGAUUGAAAGCCAAUUUACUGAAAAUGUAACAAUACAUUCAUAGUAAGGUGAACAAUGGUUCAACGUACACAGAAUACGUCAGUCAGGACAUUUAUAUGAAGUUAUCAUUGUUGAAUGGGCAGGACAUUAAAUUAAAAUGGAGGCUUUUGUCAAGGAUAAAAAUAAUAUAUGUGCAUAAUUUCCAUGGAUAAAUACAAUAUCAAUUUACACUAAUCACUAUUUUUGAAAAAGUUUGAAAGUUCAUUUUAAUGAACAGUCAUAUACACAUACAUGUACUGUACUUGAAGCCUGUCUGAUUAAUGUGAGUUAUACUCAAUUACCAUUUAACCUUGUUAUCUUACAAACGUGUAGCGGCUGUUGAUUGUGUCAACCGUCAAUUCUUUGUGAAAAUUUGAUUUUUGAGGGUUUUUAAAUGUAAGUAGCAUCCUCUUUUAUUCAGGUUUUUAAAUGUAAAAUUUAAACACUUAUCUUACGACUUUAGUAAUUGGAUAUCAGAACGCUACAGACAAAGAUUAUAUCCUGAAAUGUUCAGCCUAUUCACAUGGUUCGGAAUAGGUCUUAUAUCAAAGAAGAUUUUUUUUUAAUGGAUAUUUCAAUAAAAAAAAUAUUCACGUAAAAAAUAAAAAGUUUAUCCAGUAAAACACAUAUCUUUUGAUAAUCAUAAUUUUUUUGGGGGCGUACACAUUUAUAUAUUUUAGUAAUCAAUAGGAAUAGUGAUAAGCACUGGGGAGGUCUGACUUACCAAAAUUUUAGAUAGGCUUUAUUCUGUUUAUUCGUGUAAAGGAAAAUAAUCUACACAUAUGUUCAGGUCUGAUUAUCUUCUCUAUCUGAAAUAAAAAGAUAUACCCUGUAUGUUAAAGUAAGUAUUUCUUGAAAGGUUACGAAAUUGUGAUAUUAAAGAUGCCCUCUAAAAUUUGAUUGUAGAAUCUGUCUAUCUGUAAUAUCAUAAUUUGUACUUAUCAUUUAUAUUUCGUAUUUUUCUUUCUUAAGUAAGAAUGUUAUAUGUUUAUUGACUUUUUAUGAUUUAUGAUUUAUCCCACCGAAUUAUACUUGUAAUUUUCCUUGAUUUUUUCUGGGCUGAACUUAAAUUUGUUACAAUUUUAUAAUGGUUGAACAAUAGGUUGCUAAUCCAUAUGAUUAUGUUUUAUUUACUUGUAAAUAUUGUAGUUUGAAAAGUGCCUAUAUUUUCUUAUCUAUUUCACACAAACUUAUUGUAUGUUGUAUUGCUAUUACAACUAAAAUGUGCAAUCGUUUUUAUUACCAUGGUGUAAUAUUUACCACUUAACUUGUUGACUACUGGAUGUCCCACCUCAAUAGAUAUCAUAGCAUGUUUAGGUUCCAGUGGCCAAUUAGUUAAUUGUUUCAUGACUUUUGAUGAGAUGAUGAAAAGGUCAAUAAACCAUUCUUUUACUUUAAAA
Lytechinus pictus (painted urchin) is the source of this 7026-nucleotide messenger RNA. RefSeq names its product protein O-mannosyl-transferase TMTC2-like. The transcript has 9 exons. Gene Ontology annotation, molecular function: protein binding; mannosyltransferase activity. Bases 189 to 2057 code for a protein of 622 amino acids. Lineage: Eukaryota; Metazoa; Echinodermata; Echinoidea; Temnopleuroida; Toxopneustidae. Gene Ontology annotation, biological process: protein O-linked glycosylation via mannose. The record is from RefSeq and is a predicted model, not a curated record. Gene Ontology annotation, cellular component: endoplasmic reticulum membrane.